GAUUCGCUUCUUCUCGGCCUCGGUCUCGUCAAACUCUUUCCGUUGUCUUUCUACACUAGCUUUAGAUCAAGAAGUUCAUCAUGAAGCCCCUAAAAGACGUCUGGGCUGAGCUCUCCAAACCUCUCCCCGCAGGAUCGGGCGCCAAACACAUCGGACCUGCCCUUACACCCAAAGAGCUAUAUGAGUUGAGCUAUAUCCUUCACCGGUCUGAAUUCACUCACCUCGCCGAAGGCCGUGCCAAUGCCGUCUUCAGCAUUAAAGAACCAAAGGACCCAAAAGUCCCCUCGGGGUUCUUUCGAGAAACCUUAUUGCGUGUGCCCAAAGCCACCCCCGACGUCACGCCGUGCGACUAUGAAGACCUCCAGGACUUUCAAGAGAAAUUCGUCGACGUUCACGUCGGACGGCAGCAUAUCGUCCCCCAGAUCCUCAUCCAAAUCCCCCAAGCUGUAGCAGAUGCUCUUAACUUCAAGCGUGACAACGCCCUCCGAGCUAAGGGCGUUAGGGGCGACCAGAGCACCAUCCAAGCUGGAUAUGCCAUGUUGGUGGAGGACAUGGGCCCAUCUCCGGAUUACAUAGCUCUGGAGUUCAAGCCGAAGUGGCUGGCCCAAGCUCCCAUGGCCCCCAAAGACGCAUCCCGCUGUCGAACCUGCGCGAGGGAGGCUCUGCGCAACGGGAAAUUGCGGAAACGGGGAUAUAAGAUAUCCACCCCGGUGUGCCCCCUCGGCCUGCUCCACGAGAACCACGCGGUGGUGAUGAGCACGAUCGACCGGCUGGCGCCCACCUGGAGCGAGCGGGACCGGGCGCGCCUCGCCUCGGCGCUACGCUCGAGCGGCGUCCUCGAGCGGCUGCGGGAUCUGCAAGAAUCGGGGGACUCGGGGGACGCUCUAUUCACGCGGCCGUCGGACGCGAGCUUCGGCUUGUCGAUGACGCUGCGGGACUGCUCGUGCUUCGUCCGGAUGCCCGUGGUCGACGACGGCAACGACGACGAGGACGACAAGAAACCACCCGUGGUCAUCAAGCUCGCCGACGUCGACAAGAAGAACUGGUUCCAGAAGCAGGCGUACUGGCAGCAGCGCCACGACGACCUCGUCGCCGGCGGCUGGUACCACGGCUCGGAGAGCCCGCCCGUCGAGACCGCGUGCGUCCUAAGGCUCGAUUACUGUCUCAAGCGGGGUCUCGAAAUCCCCCCCGCGUUCCGCGCGAGGCUGAAGCGUUGAAAAGCUUUUUUUUUGGCUUUUUUGGCCUUUUUUCUUUUUGGGAAGUUAAGGUGUGGUUACGCCGCAUUUUGGAGAGUUUCCAUAUACGUCUUGGGGGCUUUUGUUAUUGUUUCUCCCUUCCUCUUCUAU
Messenger RNA from Daldinia caldariorum, 1346 nucleotides. RefSeq names its product inositol-pentakisphosphate 2-kinase-domain-containing protein. The coding region runs from base 81 to 1217 and encodes 378 amino acids. Gene Ontology annotation, biological process: inositol phosphate biosynthetic process. Gene Ontology annotation, cellular component: nucleus. The transcript has 2 exons. Lineage: Eukaryota; Fungi; Ascomycota; Sordariomycetes; Xylariales; Hypoxylaceae. The record is from RefSeq and is a predicted model, not a curated record. Gene Ontology annotation, molecular function: inositol-1,3,4,5,6-pentakisphosphate 2-kinase activity; ATP binding.